AUGCCUCGUAAGGACAGCGAGAGCAGUUCGUCGAGUCCUGAACAGUCUCAGCGCGAAGACGAAACACUCUCGAGCGAUGUGAAACUGAUCUCAGAAGUGGUGGAAGGCGUUGAAGUCGGUUAUCUUUGUACAUUAGGCGACAACCUCAUUUUGGAGAGGACUUCGAAAGUGUUCAUAAAGGAAAAAGACGUUGCAAAGGGUAUUGCGAUGCCCACUUGCAUCUCUGUGGAUCAUUGCAUAUGCCACUUCUCGCCGCUUCGAUCUGACCCCCCUGUUCUACUGAAAAAUGGACAAAUGGUCAAGAUUGAUCUGGGUGUUCAUAUAGACGGUUAUAUAGCUACAGCUGCACACACUGUUGUUGUUGGAGCUUCUCCAACCAGAAAAGUCACAGGUGCGCAUGCCGUGCUUCUAAAGGCCACAUAUGAUGCUAUGGAAAUUGCCAUUCGUAUGCUUCAACCCGGCAACAAAACAAUGGACAUAACGACAGCGAUCGAUAAAGUGGCUGCUGAUUAUGGUGUAGUUCCCAUUGAAAAUAUGGUGUCUCACCAGUUGAUGAGAGAUCAGAUAGAUGGCGAAAAGCAGAUCAUUCAAAAUCCAGGGGAGAAGCAACGAAUGGAGAUGGAAAGGUUCACAAUAGAGAAGCACGAGGUCUACGCCAUUGAUAUUCUAUUUUCCACCGGUAAAGGCAAAGCGAAGGAUAUGGAUACUCGUACCACAGUGUUCAAAAGAAAUGAGGAUAUACAAUAUUCGUUAAGAUUGAAAGCUGCACGGGCUUUAAUGAAGGAAUGCAAAGAUAGGUUUGGAGUGAUGCCAUUCACUUUACGUGCUUUUGAAGAUGAAGUGAAGGCAAAAAUGGGAGUUGUUGAGCCUGAAAAGCAUGGGCUUCUUCGUCCAUAUCAGGUGUACUACGAGGCAGCUGGCGAGAUGGUGGCACAGUUUAAAGCUACAGUGUUGAUUAUGCCAAAUGGGCUGUUGAAAAUUGCUGGGCUCCCUCUUGAUAUGAACUUGAUUGAUACUGAUGCAAAAUUGAAGGACGCUGGAUUGAUUGCUACGUUAAACUCACAGCUCAAAAAAAAGAAGAAGAAACCUGCAAAGAAGGACGUUCCUAGUAUCACUGAUGCUGUUCCAGUUGCUGAGCCACUAGCAGCAAAAUAA
Messenger RNA from Angiostrongylus costaricensis, 1155 nucleotides. NCBI's taxonomy places the organism in Eukaryota, Metazoa, Nematoda, Chromadorea, Rhabditida, Metastrongylidae. The record is from the annotation of a GenBank genome assembly.